Messenger RNA from Rotaria sp. Silwood2, 3294 nucleotides. NCBI's taxonomy places the organism in Eukaryota, Metazoa, Rotifera, Eurotatoria, Philodinida, Philodinidae. The record is from the annotation of a GenBank genome assembly.
AUGCAAAUAUUUCAGAAAACUAAACAUUCUGCAAGCAAUUCACUGCAAUUAAAUAAUCAAAAUACAACAUUAGCUGCAGCUUCAUUAACAUUAACAAAUGAUAUUACUAUUGCUUCGCCUAAAUCACCACCAUCAGUGAUAAAUGCAAAUACUAGCAACACAACUGCAAAUUUACAAAGUGGUCGAAUAGAUCCAUUAUCAGAUUUAACUCAUCAGUUGAACAAAGUAACCGAAGAUCGUGACAAAUGGAAAAAUAAUUACUUAGAAUUGGAAAAAAAGUAUGAUGAAUUACAGAAUGUAUCGAUAUCUUUUGGUGAAAAAUUGUUUGGACGUCUUAAAUGGGAUAAAAAAAACAUCAAAAUUAGUUUACAAAAUUUUAUUCGUGGUGAACGUGCAAAUUUGAAGCGUGAUCAACAUAAAAAUGAUCUUAAUGAAGCAAAUCCUGAUCAUAGUGGUUCGAUGGUAGCUGAAGUAGUUCCAGAACAUAUUGAAAAUCAACUUGAUUCGGAAAGUAACAUUAGCUCUUUAAAUGAACAGAGAUUUCAAGAUCAUGGUCAAAUGAAUGUAGAAGAUUUUUAUAAGACUAAUGACAAAGAUCAAUGUUCUCUUCAAUUUGAUCAUGAUAAUACUUUUUAUGAUACAGUUAUCAAUGAAACACUCUAUGAUUUUGAAAAAAAUAAAUUUGCUUCAAGUGAAGAAAUUAAUAAUGAAGCGACAGAAUUUAUGUUUUCAACAGAUGAAGAAGAAAUUUCAGAUGAAGAAGUUAUAGAUCAAACUGAAACAGAUACAAUUUUUCAAAAAGAUAAAUAUGAUAAUGAACAAGAGUAUGGUUACACUUACCUUAUUACAAAAAAAAUUCUUGAGCGAGACAUUUUUUAUUUUUAUUCUAUAAAUGAUAGUUUGCAUUAUCAAUUCCAGCGAGAACAUGAUGAGAUUGAUAUCUCUGUUUGUUUAUUAACCUUGAAAACGAAACAUAAUUUAACAUUAGAAUGUUUAAAUGACAUUAGAAAAUUACUUAUUUCAUUAAAAGUAAAGAAUGUACCAUCAUCAAUUUAUCGUGUUUGUAAAUUGAUUAAUACAACAAGUAAAUCAACAACAACUACGACAUCUUCGACACGCGUCAUCUCAUCGAUGAUUAUUUGUCAAAAAUGUGAACGUGUUUCGUUAUCAAAAGUAUCUUGUUCACAUGCUGAUUGCGACAAUCACAUAAAAUAUGAAAUUAAUCCUUAUAAUUAUAUUUGUCUUGAUAUUCAUCACCAAUUACAACAAAUAUUUUAUAAUGAAGAACAUAUUAACUACUUUACAUCUAAUAAUGAACCAUGUAUUAAUUCUAUGCGUGAUGUUUAUGAUGGUGAAGUUUAUCGUUCGUUGUUAGGAAAAGUUGAAACAAACGAAAUAAAUUUUAUAAUAACGUUAAUGAUGAACAUUGAUGGUAUUGCCAUCGGAAAUGCUACUCAAGAAUCAUUAUGGAUAAUAACCUGUACAAUUAAUGAAAUAAAAAGACAAGAACGAUUUAAAGUUCAUAAUGCUAUUAUUGCUGGAAUUUGUUCGUGUUUUAAAAAACCUACACGUACAAUAAUGGGACUUUUAUUAAAACCAAUUGUUGAACAAUUAAUACAAUUAGAAAAACAUCAUCUAUUUCAAAUGAAGGCAUAUCAUAAUGAGUAUAAAUUGAUUCGGACAUAUUUAAUUGGUGUUUGUAAUGAUAAACCCGCUAAUAGUUUAGUUCAAAAUGCGCCUGAGCCCAUUGCGAAAUUUGGUUGUACUACAUGCGAAAUACCCGGGGAAACUGUACUGUCAAAUUCAGAUGAACAAAUAUCACAUAAUAAAACAUCCUCAACAAAUAAAAAAAAAAGAAUAGAUACACAUAAAAUUCGUGUUUUUCCUACAAGUGAAGAUGAUCAAAUAAAGUUGCGUUCCACAGUAAGAUGUGAACUAAUUCUUGGUCAAUUAGCGAAAGUACAGCAUCAUGAUUAUCCUGUAACAAGUGAAGAAAAAUCAAAUUUACAAUUAGGUUAUCUUGGAAAAUGUCUUUUAACAGAACUAUCUUACUUUGAUCAUGGACAUUCAUUCUUGAUGGACACAUUACAUACAAUCUACCAUGGUGCAUUUGUAAGUACUCAUCUUCCAUCAAGAGUUAAAAGACUUCUUAAAUUUUGGUUUCAUUCGAAAUAUCGGACCCAACAGUGGUCCAUUCGCCAACAUUUAAAUCAUAUUGAAACUGAAUUGCAACAAUUUCGUUUUCCAUCAACAACAACGAGGAUGCCGCGAACAAUUAUGAAAUAUCAUCGAUUAAAAGCAAAUGAAUUACGAGUACUUUUAUUAAUAACAUAUCCGAUAUUUAAAAAUUAUUUAAAACCAAUAUAUUAUAAACAUUUGCAACUGUUGUCAUUUGCAUUACACAUUGGUGAAUCAAGAGAAAUUACUUCGUCGAAACUGAAUGAAGUGAAAAUUCUGUUAGACAAAUUUGUUUUUACAUUUCAUUUUUUGUAUGGUAAACGUCAUGCUGUUAAUACAGUUCAUUCAGUCGUACAUUUUCAUCAAACAGUCAAAUAUUAUGGACCACUAACAAACUAUAGCACGUUUAACUAUGAAUCAUUGAUUGGUAAUCUUAGUUUGCAGCUAAUAAAUAACUUCACUAUUCUUCUUAUAUUAGGUCAUCUUGCAGCAACAAUUAAUGGAACAAAACAUUUACCACGUGAAAUCGAAAAUAACAUAGAAUUAAUUAAAAAUUCGGCAUUUUUAGGUGAUACGUAUUGUAUGUCCUCAUCAUUAUAUCCAUUAAUAUCACAAAUUCAAGGUUAUAAAACAAAACUAUCAGUAACAUCAAAUAGUUAUCAAUUACAGAAACCAACAUCCAUUAUUCAUAAGAACGACAAGCAUGAGCUGUUCUUGAAAUUUGGCAAAGAAUUAUCAUUAUAUAAUAAAUGCAAUAUAAAAGGUGUUACAUUUACAACCUUACAUUAUUCAAAAUCGAAACAAUUUCAAGAUUGUGCUGUUCUUUAUAGACGUGAAAACAUACAUUGUUUUGGUCUCAUCAAUAAAAUUAUAUUAAUAACAACAUCAAAUAACGUAUUGUUGCAAAUUUAUCCUUUACAUAAUAACAGAAAAGAUGAGAUAUUAUUGAAUUUUAACAAACAAAAAAUUUUGUGCGAUAAUGUUGAAUUUGGGACAAUUGAUUUUGAUCAUCAUAUUCAUAUAAAUGUAGAUGAUGUUAUUGAAAAAGUAUGCUACUAUCAAUUCGAAACAAAAUUUAUUUUUAUUCGGUAUCCAACGUUGACUGAGUCUAGUUAG